UCUGAAUUCGAGUCCAGCCUGGUCUACAUAGUGAGUUCCAGGAUAGCCAAGGCUACACAGAAAAACCCUUGUCUCAACAAAAACAAAAAAAGGAAAGGAAAGGAAGCUGGAGGUUAGAGGUUUCUAAGGCAGCACCAGAGUGGCUUUGAGGGGGUCUUCCCUACUUAAAGCUCGAGAUUUUUGUUUUGUUUUCAGAUGAGGUCCCAGACUGGCUUUGAACUCACAGAGAUUCACCUACCUCUGCCUCCCGAGUUCUGGGAUUAGGUCCAGCUUCAACAUUAGGUUUUUAAUUGGUAUAAAAUCUCAAAUACAUAACUUUAUGCCUUCGAGGCACCACAGGACCUACGUGGACAAUAGAAGGUGCAGAAAGAGCAGAAAUUGGAGAUGGCUGCAGGGCCCUGCCCAGGUCCAACCUGGCACCGCUCCUGCGGAUCCUCUUGCACAUGCGUGGCCUCUGCUCCUCUCUCUAGAUAGGAAGUGCCACCACUCACUCCGGUUGGGUCGGUCUGGACUCCAAAACCCAUAUUCCUAGCCAAGGCCAUUUUCAAGCCAUGUUCCUUCUGUCCCUGGCUCUAAUACCAAAGCUCGAUGUUUUGCGGUUUCCCCAGGGUCUUACUCUCUUCCCUGAAUGGCCUAGUUGUUUUCUUGCCGCCCCACCUCCAGGUUGGACUUUCGAAUCUAUCCAUUUAUUCUGGGUAGUUUGAUAUUGAAAUAGCGAAGAGUUUUAUUUAUUGUGUGGUACUGGCAUAAAGUCAUUACUGAACAGGUACAGUGCUUGCCGAAGGAAUAUUAAUUAUAUUAAUAGGUCAGAAGCUGGCUGUUUCCAUGUCUGGAGGAGGCAGAUUCUGAGGGUUUGGGUUUUUCUUGAACCGGGCUUCUUUUCUAUUUGUUUGUUGUUUGGAGGUAUGGUGUCCCAUGCAGCUGAGGAUGACAUUAAACUCUCCAUCCUGCCACCUCUGCCUUGGUGAAUAGGGCUUCUUAAACUUCUUUUCUGCUUGAACCUCCUGUUUUUUGCCUGAGAAAGGUUUUUUUUUUUUUUUUUUUUUUUUUUUGGUUUUCUUAAAGACAGGAGGUCUUACUUCAUAGCUUAGACUGACCUGGAACUCACUCUGUAGACCAGGCUGGCCUUGAACUCAGAGUUCUACCUGCCUCUGCCUCCCAAGCGACUUUUUUUUUUUUUUUAGAUUUCCAGCACUGUGUUUCUAUAAGAGGAGGAAACUUUUUGUUUACAGACAAAACAUUGCAGUUCAUAGCAUAUAGUCUUGGAAUAGACUCUGAGGCAGGCUCACUGGCAUUGCAUAGACUGAUGGUGUGUAUAGUUCAAAUGUGUACACUGUAUGUUCCCAGCUACAGCUGCCAUGAGGUAUUUUGUUUUGUUUGUUUUUUGAGACAAGGUCUAUGUAGUUAGUCCUGCCUGUCCUGGAACUUGCUAUUGUAGACCAGGCUGGCCUUGAACUCACAGAAUUCCUCCUUCAGAGUGCUGGGAUUAAAGGCUCUCACCCCACAAGUUUUGAGUUGCAAAAUGGAUAAGCACUGUUAGAAACACCUUAGGUUUAUUAUGUUUGAUUUUGUUGUACUUUCAGAAACCUUUUACUAUUGCCAAAUUUUUCAUGGCCACCCUCCUUUGUUAGGUAACCCACACGAGCCUGUGACCCAGAAAGCGUGUGAGCAAGGUUUGAGAGCCACUAAAGACUAGAGGAGCAGAAAGAAAAGUCAUAGAUUAUUAACAUUUUGACAGGGAUAUACGCUGGCAUUUAGUUUGACUUGGAAGUCUGAGGGCCACCCGUGGUGGCGCACCCUGUAAUCCCAGCGCCUAAGAAGUAAGGCAGGGGAAUAGAGUUCCAGGCUAUCCUGAGCUACAUACGUAAGGACACUACCUCAAAAGCUAAAAACUAGUCAGCUGAGAGACAAGAGGCCAGCCUGGGCAAAUGAGCCAGCUAAACAAAACAACCCUAAAAACUAAAAAACGCCUGAGGGGACACGUGUUGGUCAACAGAUAAAUUGGAGCAAGUGGGGAAUCAAAACUACCAAGCAUUCAUUCACAAACGUGCUGGUGGUUCAGCCAACCUUUUUACAAACCGCGUGGGGGAAGUCCUACUACCAACCGAUUUUACAGAUUAGCAAACAGGUGGGAGGUGGUGGCGCACGCCUUUCGUCCCAGCACUCGGGAAGAGGCAGAGGCAGGCAGAUCUCUGAGUUCCAGGCCGGCCUCUUCUAGAGUGCGAGUUCCAGGACAGCCAGAGAAACCCUGUCUCGGAAAAAACAAACAACAAACAAAAAGGAAACAGGCUCAAAGCAGUCACGAAGUUUUCUGAAGUCGCACAGCUUGAAUGCGCGGGUUGGAGCGUGUCUCCAUAGAGCAUCGGCCAUCAUGGACCCUCGGGGACCAGUCUCUCAGCCUUUCCAGCAGCUUGAGAAAUCUGGUCGUAUCCGGCGUCGCAAAACUAGGAGGGAGCGAAACAAGGCCCUGGUGAGUGGCUAUCGUCCAUUGGCCCGUCAGGAUCCUCUCGUGUCCAGUCGGGAUCCAUCUGUAAUCCUCCAGGAUCCUGUGGCGUCUGCAGCCCCCAAGCUUGUUGUCAUAACUCAAGGCAGAUUGAGCCGGGAGCACCGGGGUCUCUUCAACCAUGAAGUGAAAUCCCUGGAUGUGGCCCGGCUGCUUAACAGUGGCUCCUUGGAACCAUGUACCCCCCCACUACCCACAAAGUCCUCCUGCAGCCCAAGCAGAGUCCAAGAACCAGCCUUAGAGUCAAGAGGCAAGGAGAACCAGGUACCGGGAGGUGUAGACUCAAACCCACCAAGUUCCCCAGAGCUCCCUGUGUUGGGACGACUGCUGGAGGAGCUGCAGUGCCAACUGAUUCUGCCACAAGCCUUUCCCACGAGGGACCUAGUGCAGGAGUCCAGAGAUGCCAUCCUCAGAACCUUACAGGGCUGCCAUGGCUGUGUGCCUGAUCUUGCCCUGGUGCUCCGAGGUUGCCAGUCACCCUUGUUGCUUGAGACGAAGCCUAGGGUGCCUGAGAGACGGAGGAAGACACCUUCUGGUAUGGAUGUUUCUGAGCAUGCUCCAAGGGAAGAGAGGCAAAGGACUCAACAGGGGACAAAGGGGAUUAACUUUGCCGUGCCUCAUACUUGCAGCAGCAACCCUUCACACAAGGUCAGCCUGGUGCCACCUGUAGAUCACCAGCUGCCAAUCUUGCCCUCAGUAUCUUCACCAUCUGGGGUAGCAUGUGGUCCCCCAACAGCUUUUGAUAUGCUGAAAAGCAUCUGGCUCAUAGCCACACCACCCCAGCCCCAGCCCCGGGAUGUCUGCCCACCUCAACCCCUACCUCAGCCACCAUCACCCUUGUUGCCCCGAACAUGUAGCAAUAAGGACUUGGACUGGAGCCCCGACCCUCCUGCCCCACUGCUCAGCCUCUCCUGGGUGGUGACUCAGAGAAGUCCAGAGUCUUGGUCCUUCCCCCCAAUGAAACUAUACUGAGGAGACUAUGGGUAGGGCUGGGGGCAGGCAUCCCACACUCCGAGUCACCUCAAUAAAACACCGUCUUGGUCCUCUUGA
Molecule: messenger RNA, 3553 nt
Organism: Peromyscus californicus insignis
Lineage: Eukaryota; Metazoa; Chordata; Mammalia; Rodentia; Cricetidae
Gene: Prr19
Product: proline rich 19
Exons: 3
Coding region: 2372-3475 (367 amino acids)
Source: RefSeq, a predicted model, not a curated record